Molecule: messenger RNA, 1035 nt
Organism: Rattus norvegicus (Norway rat)
Lineage: Eukaryota; Metazoa; Chordata; Mammalia; Rodentia; Muridae
Source: RefSeq, a predicted model, not a curated record
AUGGAACAGAUCUCCGAAGAAGACCUCAGCGUGUCACUGACACCUCACCCCGCCUCCUCCUGCGAGGUGGCUCUGCGCGCCCAAGGAAGCGGCGGUGAGCCGACUGCAGGGCAUCCCUCAACUGCCUUUCCACCCCAGACCCCAGCGCUCUACGGGCAAGCUGGCCUCCGCAUCCCCAGGACCUCCCGCUCCCGAGCCGCUCGACCCCCGAGCUCUCGAUCCCGGGCCACCCUGGGGGACCCUGCCGAGGGACCCCCGCACCUCUCCGCAGGGCUGGCUAAGCCCCGAGACCUCCUGCACAGCAGCCGGCUCCGAGAGCCACCCCCAGGUCAUCCCCCCGCUCUCUGGCGACGGCGGCGGCGGCGACGGCGGCGGCUGCGAUCCGAACGGGCCCCUCCAUGCACCGGGCAGGGCGGCCGGAGGGCGCGGCGCCUCUCACGCGGGGCGGGGGCGCUGGGGCGGCGCGAGGUCCCCGUCUCGUACCGAGCCGCGCGAGCCGGGCACCCGGGCUCCGGGAGGGGAGCUGGGGGGCGGAGUCCCGGGGCGCGCCCCCGCGGCCGCGCUCCUCCCCGCGGAGCGCGCGGACGCCCGGCACCAGAGCCGAGGGAGGAGGGCACCGGCGGAGACGGAGGCGGGCCGCAGAGGCCGGGGCUCCCCGCCCGCGCCCCGCCGCGGGGUGCGCGCGCAGCCUGCCAGAUCAGCGGCGGGCAGGGCUGUACCACUGCACCGAGGGGGGACUCUCGGAGCGCUGGCGCCUACGCGCCACCUGUCUGCCCGCUCCACACGGACACCCCUGCAGGCAAGUGCGGCCGAAGCCUCCAGUUCUGCCGACCCGGUGAGGGCGAGUUGCCUGAGCCAGACACCGAGGCUCCAGUCAGAUCUGCACUCACUCUCCCCUCACCUUCGCUCGCCCCGGAGAGGCGGCAUUCCUGGCCGGUGCACCCUCUGCACGUUCCCGGGUUCCCGCCUAUGCCCCGCCCCGGCCGCCUACCUUUUGAGAAACCACCUUGUGUUGUUGCUCUGGUGUUGACCUAG